Molecule: messenger RNA, 1014 nt
Organism: Paramisgurnus dabryanus
Lineage: Eukaryota; Metazoa; Chordata; Actinopteri; Cypriniformes; Cobitidae
Product: histone H4
Cellular component (GO): nucleosome
Molecular function (GO): structural constituent of chromatin; DNA binding; protein heterodimerization activity
Source: RefSeq, a predicted model, not a curated record
AUGUCCGGAAGAGGAAAAGGUGGAAAAGGUCUCGGUAAAGGAGGCGCUAAGCGUCAUCGCAAGGUUUUGCGUGAUAAUAUCCAGGGAAUCACCAAACCCGCCAUCCGUCGUCUCGCUCGUCGUGGUGGAGUCAAGCGUAUCUCCGGUCUGAUCUAUGAGGAGACUCGCGGUGUGUUGAAGGUGUUUUUGGAGAACGUUAUUCGUGACGCCGUCACCUACACUGAACACGCCAAGAGAAAGACCGUCACCGCCAUGGAUGUCGUCUAUGCUCUGAAGCGUCAGGGUCGCACUCUAGAGACGCUGAGCAUUUAUGCGUCGAAAGGCAAAGUUUUCUUUGUGAUCAUGGCAAGAACAAAGCAGACCGCUCGUAAAUCCACCGGAGGCAAAGCGCCCAGGAAGCAGCUCGCCACUAAAGCUGCCCGUAAGAGCGCCCCAGCUACCGGCGGUGUGAAGAAGCCUCAUCGUUACAGGCCCGGUACCGUAGCGCUGAGAGAAAUCCGCCGCUACCAGAAGUCCACUGAGCUGCUGAUCCGUAAGCUGCCUUUCCAGCGUCUGGUGAGAGAAAUCGCCCAGGACUUCAAGACUGAUCUGCGCUUCCAGAGCUCCGCCGUCAUGGCCCUGCAGGAGUCCAGCGAAGCUUAUUUGGUCGGUCUGUUUGAGGACACCAACCUGUGCGCCAUCCACGCCAAGAGGUCUGAAAUCAUGUCAGGAAGAGGAAAAGGUGGUAAAGGACUCGGCAAAGGAGGCGCUAAGCGUCAUCGCAAGGUUUUGCGUGAUAACAUCCAGGGAAUCACCAAACCCGCCAUCCGUCGUCUCGCUCGUCGUGGUGGAGUCAAGCGUAUCUCCGGUCUGAUCUAUGAGGAGACUCGCGGUGUGCUGAAGGUGUUUUUGGAGAACGUUAUUCGUGACGCCGUCACCUACACUGAACACGCCAAGAGAAAGACCGUCACCGCCAUGGAUGUCGUCUAUGCUCUGAAGCGUCAGGGUCGCACUCUGUACGGUUUCGGAGGUUAA